AAAAAUUACUUUCUUAAAUUGAAUAAAAUGUGUUAAAUUUAUAAAAAUGCAGGAAAUGACUUCAUGUCUUCUGUGUGUAGAGUCCAUUGAGUGUGAUUCUUUUGAAAUCAGCGUCGAAAUUGCCAAAAGUUUCACAAUCAAAACUGCAAUCGAGGAAUAUUUCAGAUGCUCAACGGCAAUACUCAAAUCCAAGUUAAAGUUCAUAUGCAGAUUGUGUUACGAAAACAUAGAAAAUUUCCAUAAUUUUACCACAAAAGUCAAUCAAAUUUACAAAAAUGAUUUAAGCACAACCGGUUGUUGCCCAGAAGAUACACAAAACAUAAACAAUGAUCCAGACAGCUGCGAUGAUAGCUUUAUUGAUGAUCUUAUAGAAUAUGAUGAAGAUGAAAGUUUAGACUUUGGCAAUAAUGAAAGAUUGUCAGAAGAUAUAGACUGUUAUAAAGGUAUAGACAGUCUAGAGACAUCAAAUCAUGACACAACUAAAAGUGUCCCUGAAAAUCUUAAUGAUUCGAUAUCCAGGCAGUCUAGGAACAACAUUUUACUAUCAAAAAGUUCAACUUUAAGCCUUGAAAAUCUCCAAAAUUCACCAGUUCGAGUUAUUUUACCGAAAAACUUUAUCAAAAUUUCACAAUCAAAUUUUAAAAUUCUGGAUGCACAAAAUCAUCAAAAGGAGUACAUUCAGCAUGAAUUUCCAGUACCAACCAACAAUAUUUCAGUUCCAUCACAGCCAUUGACUAACCAAAAGUCAAGAAUCUCCUUUAAAAAUCAAGAAAUGAAGGUUUACAAUGACUUCAAACUAGAUAAUGCCAAUGAAUCUGCACAUCCUUCCAAUUCUAACCUCAAAGUUGAUCCAAAGAAUCAUCCACGACCUCACAAUCUACCAAAAAAUCUCAAAAUCACUCGCCAAAAAAUCCACAAAUGUGAAAUUUGCAUUAAAAACUUCAAAACUUCAGCAAUCCUUAAAUCGCACAUCCAAAAACUUCAUUCGGACACUCAAAACACGUCAAUUUGUAAGGAAUGUGGCAAAGCCUACACCAACAAGUACAUCCUUAAGACUCACAUGAAGAAGCACAUUAUCGAAACUGACAGGAACUACGAAUGCUACAUCUGCAAGAAAUCAUCAAAAAACCUUCCACAUCUUCUCAACCACUUCAAAUACAAACACGACCCAGCCUACAUAACCUCAUCUGUCUGCCACAUUUGCUCAAAAACAGUCACAAGACUUGACAUUCAUCUGCGACAAAUGCACUCGAGUGAUUCAAUUAAACGAGUUAAAUGUGAAAUUUGUGGACAUUUUAUGAAGAAAUCGUCACUUAAUGGACAUAUGGCAAGUCAUAGAGAGACUGGAUACAGCUGUGAAGCUUGUGGGAAGUAUUUAAAGAACAGAAAUUCACUUUUGUGUCACAUGAAGCGAGUCCAUACAGCUGGAAAGUACAAAUGUGAACAUUGUGACAAGGCAUUUCAUCAGGAGAGCCGGAUGAUGGAUCAUAUAGCUUGUCAACACACAGGAGUAUUCCUACACAAAUGUCGAAUUGCUGACUGUGAGAAAAAGUUCAGAAAUGCUGGAAGACGUCGAAUGCAUGAACGAAGGAUGCACCCAGCUGAUUAUGAGAAAAAGUUUAAGGCGUCAUAUUUGAGAGAAAAUUUAGAAAUUCAAUAAAAAAUAUGUUUUCUAUGAACUUGAAAGCUUGUUAAAAUUAAACAUUUUAUUUUGUCGA
Messenger RNA from Chironomus riparius, 1718 nucleotides. Lineage: Eukaryota; Metazoa; Arthropoda; Insecta; Diptera; Chironomidae. The record is from the annotation of a GenBank genome assembly.